Messenger RNA from Paramisgurnus dabryanus, 3589 nucleotides. RefSeq names its product zinc finger protein 385B (gene znf385b). Lineage: Eukaryota; Metazoa; Chordata; Actinopteri; Cypriniformes; Cobitidae. Gene Ontology annotation, molecular function: zinc ion binding; nucleic acid binding. The record is from RefSeq and is a predicted model, not a curated record. Gene Ontology annotation, cellular component: nucleus.
UCCGCGAUCACACGCGUCUUAUAUACAGCCUGUACCUCUGCGGUUUUGGGAUGUAAACUCUCCCCACCUGUUUUCAAAAGCUCUUUGGGGGGUUAUGCUGAAUUCAGACUGUAUGAAGACCCCCUUGAGCCCCACCCAGCUGGUCGAAAACGGACAGUUGUGCUUCCUACCUGGCUGCGUGGAGGUAAAGGAACCUGGUUAUGUCAGCAGCACAGACAUGCAGCUGCAACAAGAGAAGAAGAAACUACUCUACUCUCUCUGCGAAGUAUGCAACAUCCAGAUACACUCGGCUGCGCAGGCCCAGGUCCACUUUAAUGGCAAGUCUCACCUUAAGAGGGUCAAGCAGUUGAAUAAUGGAGAGGUGCCCACGGCGAGUGUCAGCGUCGCUCCCCCUCCUCUUCUUCCUCUUACCAGCAACAGCAGUCAAGGUAGUUCCUGUCACACCAAUACGCUCCCCACAUUGCUCCGGACUUCUUCUCUAAUGAUGCAGUCCUCUCUGGAUGUGAAGUCUUUCAUGACCCUCCCCAUGGAGAGCUCCUCUCCGGUCGGCCUGUUCCCCAAUUUCAAUACUAUGGACCCCGUCCAGAAAGCCGUAAUCAACCACACAUUUGGAGUCUCCGUUCCUCCCAAGAAAAAGCAAGUUAUUUCGUGCAACAUCUGUCAGCUCCGCUUUAAUUCGGAUAGCCAAGCCGAGGCGCACUACAAAGGGAGUAAACAUGCCAAGAAGCUCAAAGCGCAGGAGUCCACGAAAAAUAAGCAGAAAAGUGCUGCCGCCCCGGACUGCGGCGCUAAGACACUCUCCACCUCCUGCAGUUCUGUCACUGCCAGCUGUCCUGACCAACCAGAAAAGAAUUUAGAGCCACCGGCUGCACACAAAGUGCCCGCCUCUCCUCAAGCCUUUACACCAACUCCUACUGCGGCCGCGGUGGCGUUAGUGCCCAGGCUGUGCAAGAUGGCACCCGCGCACGCCAGCCCACCCAGUGAGCCGUCAGGGCAGGCGACAGCCGUAAAGAUCGCCCUUAAACCAGCAGCGCUGCCAACGGUCCAAUCAGAGCCCAGCGUUGAGUCGGAGGAAGAGAAGGCCAAGAAGCUACUGUACUGUUCGCUGUGUAAAGUAGCUGUCAACUCUCUCUCACAGCUGGAAGCUCACAACACAGGUUCAAAGCACAAAACUAUGUUGGAGGCACGAAAUGGAGCUGGUCCCAUUAAGGCGUACCCCAGACCCGGGUCCAAACUGAAAGUUCAAAGCACACAACUUAAUAAAGGCUCAGGCUUACAGAACAAAACGUUUCAUUGUGAAAUCUGUGACGUCCAUGUCAAUUCUGAAAUCCAGCUUAAACAGCAUAUCUCCAGCAGGCGGCAUAAGGACAAAGUGGCAGGCAAACCGACCAAACCCAAAUACAGCCCUUACAACAAGCAGCAACGCAGCUCCAGCACGCUGGCAGCAAAACUAGCCUUGCAGAGCGACCUGGUAAAGCCCAUUUCACCAGCUUUCCUCCCCACACCGUUCUCACCCACCACAGUCCCCUCCAUCACGCUCCACCCUCGACCCAGCACCUCCAUCUUUCAGACGGCCGCGCUUCCGGCCUCCUUUCUCCGCGCCGCUCCAGGCCCCAUCCGACGAACCGCUGGAUCCAUCCUGUUUGCGCCUUACUGAACCUUCGCGCAGCACGGAAGUGACCGUAUAUUUAUUGAAAUGUUAUCCUUGACCCUCCUCACCAUCGGAAACCCAGGAUGUUGUCGUUGUGAGGGCUAUUGCAUUUGAAAACGAAAAAAAUGUGUCGAACUGCUUCCUGAAAGACUUGAAUUAUAAUAGUCUUCCUUUUCAACCAACAGCUCUGGAUAAGGCAUCACCUAAAACAAUCCCACAUCUCACCGGCUUGAUGUUGUCAGGGAUCCGUGCUACAGUUUUGGACUAUGUGCUGUCUUGUAUGGUGUAGUCAAUAAGCUCAGUCACCGGGUUUCCUUUUAUCUGCCAGGAAAACGAUCCCAUCUCAUCGUGUGUUUGGAUUUCUCUUAUAAGUAGAUUCAGCCUGUUUUCAUUAUGAGAGUCAAUAGACCCUUUUACUGUUUGUACACAAUGAUGACGUGGCAACGUAUGCGCACGCAGAUUGGCUUUUAAUCUCAGUACACAAUGUAACUACAGAAGAGUCACGUUUUAAAUACGAAAAAUAUCAAAACUCUUUGGUUAUUUUUUACCACGAUGCUAAUGGUCUAAUCAGAUUCAAUGGAUUGUGCUAAGCUAUGCUAAAAGUGCUAGCGCCAGACCCGGAGAUCAGCUGAAUGGAUUUCACAAUAAUGAUGUGGCAACGUAUGCACACGCAGUUUGGCAACUGAAGUAUGGCAAGAAUCAGCAAUGAAGCAACACAGACAGAGAAAGGUAUUUUAAAAAGUUAACUUAUCAACUUUUUCAACACAGCUACCAGAACGUCAGGGUUCCCACGAGUCCUUGAAAUCCUUGAAAGUUCGUGAAUCUGGGGGGGAAUCAAGGCCCUGGGAAGUUUUUGAAAAUAUACAAACAUAGAUACAGGUCAUUGAAAGUUUUCUGGAAAAAAAUCCAUAUUAUUCCCUGUGUAGUGUAGGAUAAUAUCAUAAAAGUUCUAGACUUUUUAAGCACACGUGCUAAACUGUUCACUUUAAAUGCUUAUAUCUUCUGUAUGCAAAUGUUGAUUCAUACCAAAAUGCUUUUUUGCAUAGUUGUGUUUGACACAUGAAAACGUCUCAGGUUACGUAUGUAACUGUUGUUCCCUGAGAAGGGAACGAGACGCUGCGUCUCCCUUGCCAUACUUCCUGCGUCCUUGUAACGCCGUCUUUGGCAAUAUUUCAGAUAGCGAUAUACUUCCUGGCUCCCGCGUCACCCUGUCUUUGUCGUUAAGCCUCACCAUUGGUUGAAUUUGAUAUACACAUUCAGACGCACUUACCCCUGGAGGCGUCCCCAAAGUGUCACUGCAGUGACGCAGCGCGAGUUCCCUCGAAAGGGAACUGUAGCAAUGUAUCUUAAAAGGUAACACGAUGUAACCUUGCUCUCACUUGAAAUGUGUCCCCACAUUUAGUGCUUGAAUUUGAAGGUAUUGGACCUGGAAAGUCCUUGAAAGGUCCUUGAAUUUAGGUGUGGGAACACUGUUUACUACAGUAUAGUGGAGUGGAUAGAAGACGUUAGGAAACAACACCACUUCUGUUGCCAAAAUGCGCGCGCAGGCUAUGAAAGGGUCUAUUCUCUAUGAAAACAGGAAAACCGUGGGCCUUUCAUCUUUUUGUGAUAUCCUUAUUUGUCACGAGACUGUACUCGUAUGCAGCUCUCUGAUGAUGCAAUAAUGUACAGAUCAUUAAAUAUUGAUAUUUGUCAAAGUGUAUUUAUUGUUUACCUACCAGGUUGCAAAACUAGUAGUAUUUCAUGAUCUGGAAGAGGUACCAAGAAAAAUAGGUACAUCAUUUGGUACGUUAUUUUUAGAGACUGUACAAGAAAAAAUUUCCAUUUACUGAGAAUAUUCUUUAUUUGACUGUGGACGUUCAUGGUAUAUAUGUAUGUAUGUAUGAGAGUCUGUACAUAAAGAUACAACAUUUUCAAUAAAAUAAUAUAUUUAAAUGA